CGGGCGGACCGGGAGGCCGGGGGAAGGGAUUAAGCGGCGGACUUGUCAUCAAGGAGCAGCCAAAGGGAGUGGAUCCAGCAUCCAGGAUCCAGGCUCGCCACCCAGAGUUGAGUGCUCAGCGCGGGGGGAACGGCACAGACCCCUCCCUCAGGGGUGCCCAGCGGCCACCUGCAGCCAUGGACCUGGAUGAUGGCCACGAUGUGCGUCUGGCGUUUGGAAAGGCUCACGGUUCCACCAACCCCGCGAUGCUCAUCAUCGGGGCUGAGGACGAGGAGUUUGAGAAUGACCUUGACCCGACGGUCGAUGAUAACUGCAGCCACUUCCAAUGCAUCGAGCUGCUAAAGGAUCGGCCGACGUGCCUCAUCAUCUUCCUCCAUCAUGUCAUCCUGCAGUUCGACGCAGCGGCUGUGCUGUGUUAUCUGCAUGGGGAGAUGUUUAAAGGAGCCAAUCUCAAAGACACUCGUCGAAUGUUUGUGGAUUAUUGCAGCACCUUUCUGGACAGAGCAGCGGUCCUCAAGGUGUCUGUGCCACAUGAAAUCUCUUUUGAGCUGGAUCGCUGCCGUCCUGACAUGCUUUGUGAAGAAGCUGUGAAGAACAUUGUCAAAGGCAUGCAGAAGUCUUUGACUCUGGAGAUAUACAACCAGCUGGACGAUUUCAGGAACAAGCGGAUGAUGGGAAUGACGAUUGGCGAACGGGAAUUGGCGGAACUGGAUUCGGAUCGGCACAUUGACCCGGCAGCAAUGGAAUUGAAAGAGAGGACACUGGCAGAGCAGCUGUUACCCAAAGUCGAAGAAGCCACGUCCAAUACAGACGACGAGAGAAGCACAUCUGUGUACAACGCCGUGGUGACCUACAUGAAGCACCUCGGAGUGAAGACCAAGGAGCCGCGGAUACUUGAGAAGAAACGGCACUUCUUGAUGCGCAGGAAGGGGCCUACGCCAAGGAAGGACAGUGAGCCAGUCAGGCCUGAUGAGAAGAAGAGGAAGGGGAUUGGCAGCAUUCUGGAUCUGCGGCGACAGCCUCGCAAUGAGCCCAGCAGCAGUGCCGACCCACGACCAGAAGGAGUGAAAGCAGCUGUCGACCGGAAGAAUUCCAGCCAUGCGGUCAAAUCGCAGCUCGACUCCAUCACCGGCAGGCACAAGGCCAGCGGAGCAUCGCUCGAUGUGUCCGAGAUCAGCGGGACCUCUGGGACCAGUCAGGCACUCCCCAGGGAAGACUCGGAGUCUGACAUAGGUCACCCCUUGAGCAGCUCGAGACCAGGGAAUGAGAACCAGCCCUUUCCUGACUCCGGAGAUGGCAGCCUGCGGACAGGAGCCUCGAGUGAGCAGGUGCCCGGAGGAGAGCACGGGCCGGAGGAGGGAGCCGAGAACGAGAGAAGGAAACUCAGACUGCCAGCGAAGCUGCGUCGCUCGGAGAGCCUGCGCACCUACAGCGAGCGCCGACGCUCUAACAAAGGAACAGCCAAGGGCAAGCAGCCACGCUCCCGGAGCGACGUGGAUAUCCAGGCAGCCGCCACAGCCAGCGACCUGCAAAGCCAGAACGUUGAGCCCGGUGGGAGUGGAGGACCAGACAGCCAGCAGUCCUUUCUGUCUCCCCAGUCUGAGGAUAAUGGGCCGCGUGUUUCGGAGCUGGAGGCUGACCCGCCGAGCUGGCGACAACUCAUCAACUCCGAAACCCUCCUCAGGCUGAAGAAAAGUGAAGUCAAGCGGCAAGAAGUCAUCAACGAGCUCUUCAUCACAGAACAUGCUCAUGUCCGAAUGCUGAAAGUCCUGUAUGAGGUUUUCUAUCAACGCAUGCUGAUGGAGUCCAUCCUGACUGACACCGAACUUCAGAGCAUCUUCCCCAGCCUGGACGAGCUCAUCGAGGUGCACGCAUCUUUCUACGAAAACAUGAAGAAGAUUCGUCAAGACAACGGCUACCUUGUGACAGAGAUUGGCGACACCUUACUUGCCAGGUUCCAUGGCACGGAGGGAGACUGGUUUAAGAAGCUGGCCUCUCGGUUCUGCAGCCGGCAAUCAUACGCCCUCGAGCAGAUUAAAUCCAAGCACAGAAAGGACCCACGAUUCAGCCAGUUCAUACAGGAUGCAGAGAGUAAUCCUCAGUGCCGACGCCUGCAGCUCAAGGACAUCAUCCCCAUUGAAAUGCAGCGAUUGACCAAGUACCCCCUGCUACUGGAGAACAUCGCCAAGUACACAGAUCAACCGACGGAGAAACAGCAGGUGCAGCAAGCGGCCGACUGCUGCCGGAACAUCCUGAAGGAUGUCAACCAGGAAGUGCGGGAAACCGAGAAUCUCCGGCGACUGCACGAUUACCAACGGCGCCUGGACGUCUCGAACCUCAGGCAGAGCACUGACGUGGUCGUGGCCGAUUUUAAGAACAUUGACCUGACUCAGCGUCGAAUGGUGCAUGAGGGACCCCUGAUCUGGAAAUUAACAAGGGAGAAAGCUGUUGAUGUCCACGUGCUGUUACUGGACGAUAUCCUGGUCUUGAUGCAGAAAGUGGACGACAAGAUGGUGUUGAAGUGUCACAGCAAGAACUCGAUGGGGGUUUCUGAGGGGAAGCAGAUGCUGUGCCCCAUCAUCAAACUCGGCAGCGUUCUCGCCCGGGACGUCGCCACAGACCGCAAGGCCUUCUUUGUCUUGUUCCAGACCAGCACUGGGGCGCAGAUUUACGAGCUGGUGGCACAGACGGUCUCUGAGAGGAGAAACUGGUGCGAGAAGAUCCUGAGCACGCAAGAAGCCCUCAGUCAGCUGAAGCCCUCAAUGGCGCCCAGGAACAGUUUGGUGCCACCUACGGCCAACAUGCCCCUUAGUCCCACCAUGUCCUACAGGGAGCCGAUGCUCAACUCCGAGAACAGUUUCUCAACUCGUGACAGAAUCAACUCCGACUUCAGUGCCAAGGAGAGUGACGGUGUAUCACAGGACAGUGGGACCGGUGAACCGAGUGUAGACGAUCGCCCUGGGGCUGACAUCCUGGGACAGAGUGUGGGGCAAGCACUGACGGACCUCCUCAAGGCCAACGAUGUGGACCUGAUGAAACUGGCCUCAGGACCGUCUGAACACGUCGCAGACGAAGCAUUGGAGGAUGUCCACACAAUGAAGCGGACGCUCCACAGGGGCAAGAGAAUCUCCAUGGAAUCCUCCCUGCGGUCCCCCGAGCCUCCGGGCGAGGGGGGCCAGGACCCAGGCAGCGGGGCCGGUGAGACCGGCCUGGAAGGCGAUGGGGAGGAAGGAGGGUCAGAGGCAGAGAGAGAGAAGGAGCCGGCUGUGCCGGAGGGAGAGCAGGAAGCUCGAAGCGAAGGGGAAAAUGGUCACGAGAGAGGAGAGACGGAGAGCGUAGAGGACUCGACAGAGGCACAGGGAGACGAGAAGGAGCCGGAGGAACCGGUCAAAGGAACAGCGGAGAAUUUGCACACACAGCCCCAGCUAUCUGAGGGUCCCGGAGGGCCCACUCUGAAUGGCGGGGAGACAGAAUUCAGCUGCAGCCCCCUCUUCCUGUCCCUGGAACAAGCGGAGGAGAUGGAGCGGAAAAUGAACAGCCUCCUGGUCAAGAUUCAGCAUCUAAAGGCGAUGGAGGAGGACUACCACCGGCUGCGGCAGGCGCUGGUUAACCUGACGAUGGCACCGCGCCAUUCACCCCGAGACAGCAGGCAGGUGUCGGGUGAGAGGUGGUGAAGAGGGAGCUCGCUGACGUACCCAGCUGUCAUCGCUCUGCAACUUCAUUUUAAUUCCUCACUUCGGGGUGUCCUUCCCUGUUGAUGGUGGGGAGGUUUGUGCGGGGGUCGGGGUGGGGGG
Molecule: messenger RNA, 3794 nt
Organism: Carcharodon carcharias (great white shark)
Lineage: Eukaryota; Metazoa; Chordata; Chondrichthyes; Lamniformes; Lamnidae
Gene: arhgef1
Product: Rho guanine nucleotide exchange factor (GEF) 1b
Exons: 33
Coding region: 177-3674 (1165 amino acids)
Biological process (GO): G protein-coupled receptor signaling pathway; intracellular signal transduction
Cellular component (GO): cytoplasm
Molecular function (GO): guanyl-nucleotide exchange factor activity; G protein-coupled receptor binding
Source: RefSeq, a predicted model, not a curated record